Messenger RNA from Neofelis nebulosa (Clouded leopard), 1013 nucleotides. RefSeq names its product arginine vasopressin (gene AVP). The transcript has 3 exons. Gene Ontology annotation, molecular function: neurohypophyseal hormone activity. NCBI's taxonomy places the organism in Eukaryota, Metazoa, Chordata, Mammalia, Carnivora, Felidae. Gene Ontology annotation, cellular component: extracellular region; secretory granule. Bases 456 to 956 code for a protein of 166 amino acids. The record is from RefSeq and is a predicted model, not a curated record.
ACCAGCCACUUGGGCCUCCCUCACCACUUUCUCAGGGGGCCUUGUCUGGGCACAGGCUCACUGACCCCUAGCCUCUUCUGGGCUGCUGGAAAGAUUGGGGGCGGUCUCCUAGAGACCUCCUCACAUCUGUCCCUCUUCCCAGGUCCAGAGAGCCACAAUUACAGUCACUGCAGCUCCUGUCACAUCGCAGCCACACGGCUGCCAAUGACAGCACAGAGGCUGGCACCCCUCCCCCACAGGCCCCCACAGACAGGUCCACGUGCGUCCCCAGAUGCCUGAAUCACUGCUGACGGUUUGGGACCUGGAGGCCGUGGGCUCCUGGGGAGCCACUGGGGAGGGGGGGUGGCGGCCACGUCGUCUCCCAGGAACACCUGCGGACAUAAAUAGGCAGCGAGCGAAGGCAGCCCAGCACAGUCCGCACAGCGGCCCCACACACUGUGCCCACCUGCUCCAGGAUGCCGGACACCAUGCUACCCGCCUGCUUCCUGGGCCUCCUGGCCUUCACCUCCGCCUGCUACUUCCAGAACUGCCCGAGGGGUGGCAAGAGGGCCAUGUCUGACCUGGAGCUGAGACAGUGCCUCCCCUGCGGCCCUGAGGGCAAAGGGCGCUGCUUCGGGCCCAGCAUCUGCUGCGGCGACGAGCUGGGCUGCUUCGUGGGCACGGCCGAGGCGCUGCGCUGCCAGGAGGAGAACUACCUGCCGUCGCCCUGCCAGUCGGGCCACAAGCCGUGCGGGAGCGGGGGCCGCUGCGCCGCCGCGGGCAUCUGCUGCAACGACGAGAGCUGCGUGACCGAGCCCGAGUGCCGGGAGGGCGCUAGUUUUCACCGCCGCGCGCGCGCCAGUGACCGGAGCAACGGGACCCAGCUGGACGGGUCGACCGGCGCCCUGCUCCUGAGGCUGGUGCAGCUGGCGGGGGCGCCCGAGCCCGCGGAGCCCGCCGCACCCGGCGUCUACUGAACCGCCCGCUCCCCCCUCCCGCCCCCGCAGUCCAGAAAAUAAACCUUUUAAAAUGCA